Polypterus senegalus (gray bichir) is the source of this 1243-nucleotide messenger RNA. RefSeq names its product polyubiquitin-like. The record is from RefSeq and is a predicted model, not a curated record. Gene Ontology annotation, molecular function: ubiquitin protein ligase binding; protein tag activity. Lineage: Eukaryota; Metazoa; Chordata; Cladistia; Polypteriformes; Polypteridae. Gene Ontology annotation, cellular component: nucleus; cytoplasm. The coding region runs from base 249 to 719 and encodes 156 amino acids. Gene Ontology annotation, biological process: protein ubiquitination; modification-dependent protein catabolic process. The transcript has 2 exons.
GAGGAGAGAAGGAAACCGAAAAACUCAUCGGAAGAAAGUCGACUUGUGACGUCAUUCGCUCGAACAGCCAAUUAGAAACAAGGAUCAUCCGCACCAGUGAAGAUUCUCAAAUCAUAAAUAGGCGCACACGCAGCACAGACAAGCGGUUUAUAAAGCACCUUACAGCGAGUACUAGCCGUAAAGGAACUUCGAAGAGGAGCUCUAGCCGUCCUGCUGCAGAUUUAAGUUUUGAAAGUCUAGAAAUUCCAAUGGAGCUGACAGUAAAAUUCCUCAAUGGGAAAACAUACCUCAUGGAUGUGAAUCCCUCCAUUACUGUGAAGCAGCUAAAGCAGCAAAUAGAGAGCCGAUCUGGAUGUCCAGCACAACGUAUGAAUCUAGCAGUUCAGAAUGGAUCGACAAAUACUUUGGAAAAAGAGGACUGGAGACUUGAUCAAUAUGGGUUGAAACCUGGGACUAUUGUGACAGUGAUCAUCACCGAACCAAAGCCCAUGCAGGUGUUUCUGAAGAAUGACAAAGGUCAAACAAGAACCUACGAGAUACAACCUGGUGAAACUGUCACAGACUUCAAGCAAAAAGUCUAUCAGGGUGAAAAGGUUCCUACUGACCAGAUGGUACUUAUAUAUGAAGGAAAGCAGCUGGAGAAUGGCAGAAAAAUGGAUGACUACAACAUUCAAGCCAAUACGACCAUUUAUCUCCAACUACGUCUCCGCGGAGGAUAAUAAAAUGUCCUAAUCCAUCCCAGUAUUUGUCAUUGGCUGCAGUAUUUACUUACUAUUAAAAUAAUGAAAAGGAAGAAACCGGCACCUUUCACUUUUGCUUCUGUUCCUAUUUGUAAUAAUAAUAUUGUAAUAGUAUUUUAUAUAGUUGUAAUAAUAUUUAGGCUCAAUCUAAAAUCAGAAGUGUUCUAGAACUUAAAAGAUUAGUUGAAAAAAUGUAGCACUACAUUUUUUUUAUUUCUUAUACUGUACAUUGUUUUAUAUGAGGACACAUUAAUAUAUAAAGUGCAUUGUUGUAAUUAGAGUUGUUUUCUGAUGUUUAUUUAAUAUACAAUUGUAACCCUCACUGUUUAUUUUAUUUCAUGAUAAUCUAGUUUGUUCUACUGUUAUAUAAUGCAGCUACAGUACUUAUGCAGACUGCUGAAGUGAAUUUGUAUUCCACAUUACUUUACAAUAAAACUGCUGUUUCAUAAUAUUGCACGUUUAAAGGAGACCAAAAAAAUAAAUAAAUAAAUCUUUUAUCAAAA